Amphibalanus amphitrite is the source of this 3464-nucleotide messenger RNA. RefSeq names its product nascent polypeptide-associated complex subunit alpha, muscle-specific form-like. Gene Ontology annotation, cellular component: adherens junction; cortical actin cytoskeleton; apical junction complex. NCBI's taxonomy places the organism in Eukaryota, Metazoa, Arthropoda, Thecostraca, Balanomorpha, Balanidae. Gene Ontology annotation, biological process: actin filament organization. The coding region runs from base 898 to 2799 and encodes 633 amino acids. The record is from RefSeq and is a predicted model, not a curated record. Gene Ontology annotation, molecular function: actin filament binding. The transcript has 7 exons.
GUGCUCCGCUCCAUUGGCUGCCGGCGCCGUGUCGGACACCGGCGCGACGGCGCACCAGUCGCCGGUGACCCGGCCGCAGGGUCAGUGGUGACCGGGCUGCUCCAGUCCGUGGACAGUGUGCCUGGACCGUUGUGACCAGCUGCAUCAGUCGCUAGUUACCCUAGAGCUGGCCUGCGACGAGCGGUUCCAGGCCAGAGUUCGACAGUGCUCGUGGGAGAACACUGAUCAGAAGAACACCGGUCAUUGGAAUACCGUGACCGGUCAUUGGAGCACCUGUCAUUGGAACACCGGUCAGCGGAACACCGACCAGUCUGGAGUGCGGACUGCGGACAGACUGUCGGGCCGGACGGAAAGGAUUGCGCCGCCGCCAUCCUCCCCCGCCCCACAGGACUGAGGCGAAGAGCGGAGAGCGCAGCCAGAGCAGCCGAGCCCCCAGUCAGAGGAACGGUCCUCCCGUCACUGAUCAGUGUUUCCAAGCGUGCUUUCGGGGGAGGCAUUGUCGUAUAACACGUCUGGCGAGGCGUACAGCUGCGGGACAGGCGGGCCUUUUCAUAGGCGAAUGCGACGGCCCAACUAUACUUUGGCCACACCGGUAACAAGCCUGACUGAACAGAAGCGGCUGUGCCGAGAACGCAGCCAUAGAGCGUGACCAGUCAAAGUACCGCUAACGGCAGACAUGGCAAAACAGCGGCAAUAGACUGUGCCGGUCAGAGCAUCAUCAACGGGAACCCAACGCACACUUUCAGCAAAGUGUCAAAAGUCAGCGUAUCGCUAGCACUCACCGUCUCCCGGAACGGCAGGCAGCCGCUGCAGUUCUCGGAGGCACCGCGUCUCGGUGUCUCCGAUCGUGUCUCGGUAUUGGGGCUGUGAUAACCGAGCGAAGAACAGCAUUGCAUCAUGUCUCAGGAGACCAGCCGGUCUUUCAAAAUGGAGCGCCCGGCGAACCCGCCCAAACUCCGGCGAACGUCUACCAUGGACAAACUAAAGGCGCUCGUGCUGCAGACUUACCACAAAGACUCGUACAUGGCACACCGGCGUGACUGGCGCCAGGGCCUUGGUCACGAGGGCCGCUACCGGCGCACGGAGUCGCCGUCCCCGGCCGGCGAGCGGCGCCGACCCAGCUGGCCAGUGGCGCUCUCGCCGCCGACCAUCGCGCGCAGCGUGUCGUACGCCGCGCCGAGCCGGCAAGGCCCUCAGCCGGCGCCGCUGCGGCUGCCGCACCCGGCCAGCGCCGAGCGCCUCCACCCGGCGCCCUCCGACACAGACGAGAGUCAGUCGUGGGCGUCGGACAGCCAGUCGACAGCUGGGCCGCCCUCUCCGAGCGGCAGUCUGUCGGCGCCCACCGCCGGUCCGCAGUCACCCAGUGGCAGUCUGGGCACGCUGCCCCCGCCGUCACCCGGCGGCAGUCGGACCCUGCCCCUGCCGACAGCCGGCAGUCGGACCCUGUCCCCGCCGACCCCCGAGACCAGGCCCCGCCACCACUCGGCCGGCUCGAUCGGCAGCGGCCGUCAGCUCAGCGCCAUCUCCAUAGAGGUGGUACCCCCGGCCGAGUCCGGCGGGCAGUCGGAGCCGGCCGUCGCCGCCGACGAGGAGGUGUUCGCCGCCGCCGUGCCGCCGACGGCGCUACCCGAGGAGGAUGCCGCUGAGAGCGACGCGGGCGACGCGCCGGAGGAGGCCGGGCCGACUCCUGCCGCCGGCGACGGGCCGCCCGCGGGGCAGCCGCCAGCGCCGUCUCCGCCGCCGGCACGUUCGGCCCCGCCGCGGCCCGGCGGCCGGCGCGGCUCGGUCGACCUGCUGUCGGUCAGCCCGGCCAGCCCCGGGGUCAGCCGGCGUCCCUCGCUGCCGGCCUCUGCCGGUCCGGCCACCGCCCGGCCACCGGCGCCGCCGGCCGUCAACGGAGUGCACCGCGCCUCGCGGGUGGCGGCCGGCCUGGCGUGGUCGGAGCGGCAGACGGCCAGGGACCUGCUGGACCCGCGCCACCUGCCAGAGGCCACGGCCGCCCAGCAGGAGACCUGGCGCCGCGGCGGCUCCGGAGCCGCAAAAGUGGCAGGUACCGCGGGUGACGUCUCGCCGGCCGACCUGCCCUGGCUGGUGCGGCCCGACGUGACGUCACUGCCUCUGACGGUGACGUCACACCAGGUGGGCACCGGCCGGAGGAUCCCGCUGAUCGUGACGACACCCGUGGAUCCGACCAUCGACACGGCGCUAUCAUCCGGUUCGGAGUCUUCAGUUAGCGACCCGGAUAACGCCGAGGCGAUACGGCAGCGGCAGAGCGAGCUGUCGGCGUCACUGGCGCGCCAGCUGGCCGCCCUGCGUGAGGAGCAGCGCGCCGUGGAGGAGGAGGCGGCGGCCAACGCGGCGCUGGGCGCGGCCGUGGCGGCGCGCGUGGAGCAGCUGGCGCGCCCGUCUGAGGCCGAGCGGUACCGGGCCGCCGUCGACCAGGUGUCCACCAUCACCAGCCUGCUGCUGGGUCUGGCCGGCCGGCUGGCGCGCACAGAGGCCGCCCUGGACGCCCUGCCGCCGCACUGUCCCGAGGAGAAGGCCCUGCUGACCAGCAAGCGGGACAAGCUGUCGGACCAGCUGUCGGAGGCGCGCCAGCUGGAGGAGGGCGUCCGCCGGCGCCGCCAGCUGAUCGACACCUGUCUGGAGCGCUACCUCAGCAGUGACGAGCUCGCCGACCACAGGCACUUUGUCCAGACCAAGGCCAAGCUGAUCCAGGACGCGCGCGAGAUCGAGGACAAGAUCCGCCGAAAGGAGGAGCAGCUGGCGGCGCUGAGCCGCGCGGCGCUCAGCACCUGACGGACUGGGGGUACGGGGUCAGUGCAGCGCCGCCUACCGGUCACAGGGAACUGCAGCGUCAUACACCUGCCGUGGUGACCUGCAGCGCCGACCACCGGUCACAUAGACCUGCAGCGCCGUCUACCGGUCACAGGGACCUGCAGUGCCAUACACCUGCCGCGGUGACCUGCAGCGCCGCCUACCGGUCACAGGGACCUGCGGCGCCACCAGCCGGUCACAGGGACCUGCAGCGCCGCCUGUCGGUCACAGGGACGUACAGUGCCAUACGCCGAUGUGGAGACCUUUAGUGCCAUCUGCCAGCCGGGCCGGGCCGACCUGCCGGAAGAUGCCCUCCUCUCCCUACAGAGGGUCACUGUAAGUCACUGUGGCCUGGGGCGCCGUCUGUGGCGGCGACGUGCCGGAACCGGCGGCUCUGGCUGUGAUAAAUGCGGGAGGCCGGAGCUAGAACGGUUCGUCAGUAGCGCAGCGGUGCCGCGGUGAGAGAGCUAUGUCCGCGAUAUAUGCCAGGCUAGUCGCCUGAGUCGCCGGGUGUGUCCGACACCAAAACUGAGGGUCCAAUCUCGCUGUGUUUUGACUGAUGUCGAUAUUUGUACGGUGCCACCAACGGGUCACUUAUCCAGCAUGUGUAAUUGCAUUAAUGUCUGAUAAUACACGCCGAACGCCUA